ACGUAAAAGGGGCGUAGUAACGGGCCGGUGCUGACCUGUCAGUCCCGUGCCGGGUGUCGGAUGGUGCACGACAAGCAAGUAUCCUAUCUGAAAUUAUUAUAUAUUACUGUACGACGUUCAUUAUGCGAUAAAUAUACUCAUUCUGUCGCCUUUUCCAUCGAAACCUGGACGGAAAUGUACCGUGUUGCCAAGGAGAUAUCCAGACACAGAUGACACCGGUGUGAUUUGAUUUGACGUUACGUUUAACUGACACGUUGAGCUCGUUGUUUGUGUCGCUACCGACAUCGCUACAUUUCACCAGUUUACUGUUAAAAUAAUGCGUCAGGCGUUUGUGCGGCACGUCCGCCGGUUUCCGUGGGUGACCAACGUGACUCUGUACGGCUGCCUGUUCGCCGGAGGAGACUUCGUCCACCAGUGGUUCUCCCGGAGGGAGCAAAUGGACUGGAGACACACGCGGAACGUCGCCGUGGUCGCCUUCACUUUCCACGGCAACUUCAAUUUCUUCUGGAUGCGGUUCCUGGAGCGGACGUUCCCCGGGAACUCCGCCCGGAUGGUGCUGAGGAAGCUGCUGCUGGACCAGAGCACCGCGGCUCCGCUGGCCACCAGCGUCUUCUACACAGGAGUCAGCUUCUUAGAGGGCAAGGAGGACAUCUUUGAAGACUGGAGAGAAAAAUUCCUGAAUACAUAUAAGACGGGGCUAAUGUUCUGGCCAUUUAUGCAGUUCCUGAACUUUGCCUUGGUGCCUCUGUACGUGCGGACCACCUUCACCGGCUGCUGUGCCUUCGUCUGGGCCACCUUCCUCUGCUUCUCCCGCCAGAGCGGAGACGGGACUGCCGGUGCUGCUCUCACCUGGAUGUUCCCUCCUAAAGGGGACGAAGCAGAAUCCACACAGGAGAAAGUAGACUCCAAGGACAAGACAGAUGCACCGAAACCUACUGAGAAAACUCGAGGACUCGUUGUAACCUGGUUUCGGCGCGCGGGCACCGACUGCACCGACAUGGAGCUGAAGAAAUCUAUUUCGGACACCGAGCGCGCGCUCAGGAGCUACGGCGCCGUGUCGGAAACGGCAUGGACCACGGACAAAGGUCACUCAGAUGUGUCCAUGGCGGAGAGCACCAUGGCUCCAGAGGAGAUCGAGAUGGAGAUGGCUCGUAUCCAGCGCCUGAGAGAGGUCCUGGUACGCCGGGAGUCGGAGCUGCGCUUCAUGAUGGACGACAUUCAGCUCUGCAAAGACAUCAUGAGUUUAAAGCAGGAGCUGAGACAGAUUGUCACAGUACCAGAGAAAGAAAAAAACAAGAAGCACAAGCAGCGGGAAGAAGAGCUGAUCCUGAAGAUUCAUAAGCUGGUGCAGAAGAGGGAUUUCCUGGUCGACGACGCCGAGGUGGAGAGAUUAAGGGAGCAAGAAGAGGACAAGGAGAUGGCUGAGUACCUCAGACUGAAGCUCAUGCCUCUGGAGAAGAAGCUCAAAGUCACACAAAAUCCUCCAAAGCCCAAGAGACAAAUCCCCGAGCCGCCUCCGAACAAACCAUCCAUCACCAAGUCAGGAGUGGCCAUCAUCAAGGAUUGCUGUGGAGCCACCCAGUGUGCCGUCAUGUAACUGACACGGACUCUUUAUGACCCCGUGUCAGAAACAACACACAUCACAUCACAUUAUGGAAGUAAAUCUGUGUCUUCGGAGUUUAAAAUAAAAAAGACGUUGAAUUUCUAGCACUGAAUAUUUCUGCAUUGAAAUUAUGUAUCUGAAUGUUUUUCAACGUUAAAAAUUCAACCUCAAAAAAUUCAACCGCAAAAAAUUCAACCUUAAAAAAUUCAACUGCAAAAAAUUCAACCUCAAAAAAUUCAACCGCAAAAAAUUCAACCUCAAAAAAUUCAACUGCAAAAAAUUCAACCUAAAAAUUUGUGU
Messenger RNA from Centropristis striata (black sea bass), 1903 nucleotides. RefSeq lists its product as uncharacterized. The transcript has 10 exons. Gene Ontology annotation, cellular component: membrane; microtubule cytoskeleton. NCBI's taxonomy places the organism in Eukaryota, Metazoa, Chordata, Actinopteri, Perciformes, Serranidae. The record is from RefSeq and is a predicted model, not a curated record. Gene Ontology annotation, biological process: negative regulation of microtubule depolymerization. Bases 317 to 1597 code for a protein of 426 amino acids.